AUGGACGUAGUAAAAGCUAUAGGGAAAUACCUAAAUGCGCCUGUGGGGACAGUUUGUUACAAUACCGAUAAAGUUUUGACUACAGUUCUUGAUAAAGAAAAUGUAGAAGGAUUUGCAACCAUAAUUUUGAGAUUAGCUUCGAAAAGUGGAGCAAAAAUGACCCCGGAACAAAUUUUGCUGAGCUAUCAAUGGCUGGAACAUAUGGCUAUGUAUGCAAAUCAAGCAGUGACUAAUCCAACUUUUGCUAAAUCGUUUCUACAGGGUAUUAACAAGGCAUUAGCAGCUAAUACAUAUUUAACUGGACAGUUUCUGACUAUCACAGAUAUUGCAGCAUACCAUGUCCUCUAUCCCUUAAUAGAGCGGCUGAGUGUUACAGAACAAGAAUCAUUAUUGUAUGUUUGUAGAUGGUCGAAACACAUACAAGCUCAACCAAGAGUGUGUACAAAUCGGCCCCCGCUGCCACUUCAUACUUUAACACUCUCAAUUCUGGCUCCAGUUGCACACUAG
Molecule: messenger RNA, 507 nt
Organism: Parnassius mnemosyne (clouded apollo)
Lineage: Eukaryota; Metazoa; Arthropoda; Insecta; Lepidoptera; Papilionidae
Source: the annotation of a GenBank genome assembly